Messenger RNA from Clonostachys byssicola, 1620 nucleotides. NCBI's taxonomy places the organism in Eukaryota, Fungi, Ascomycota, Sordariomycetes, Hypocreales, Bionectriaceae. The record is from the annotation of a GenBank genome assembly.
AUGGCUUCGGAAAUGACUACCUCUGGAGCUAUGCCUCCUAAAGAGGGCGUCGUUGUGACGUCUAACUUCCACGAAUCUGAGGAGAAGAAUCAAGCUCGGGUUAACAGCCACGAGGCAACUGAUUCCGAGGAGCCUCAUGAGGAUUUCCCAUGGACAUGGAAAACUGUUGCCCUUUGCUGCGGUGUUGCGCUCUCCUUUGGUUCCUCCUUUGCCGAGAAUAUCCUCGGACCACUCAAGAGCACGUUGAUAAAAGAACUGGAUAUUAACAAUGCGCAGUACGGAGCAAUUUCAUCUGCAACUUCACUUGUGAAUACCGUCUUGCCAAUCAUCGGUGGAUAUGGACUUGAUUAUUAUGGCGUUGAAUGGGGAUCGAUGGCAUGCUCGAUUUUCAUCUUCAUCGGAGCCGUAGUUAGCGCAGCAGGAUCCAACAAAGAUACUUUCAGCCUUGUCCUAGCAGGCCGAAUUAUUAUGGGCUUUGGAAGCACUGUUAUCGAAACUUGCACAUCCAAGAUUCUUGCCCAUUGGUUUCAACACAGAGGCCUUGGAUUCGUUUACGGUUUGGAUUUGUCCAUCGGCAAACUUAUUGUUCUCAUCGCCAAAGCUACGGCUAUUCCAAUGAGAGACGCAUCUAGUUUCUGGGGUUGGUCACUUUGGAUUCCGGCCAUCGUCUGUUUCGCCAACCUGCUACAGAAUAUCUUCUACUUCUGGUGGGCUCGAUCAAGGCCAGAGUGGACUCACAUGCCAACCGGCCAGAAAGUAAAGAGACUUGAGAGGAAGCGCCUGAGAGAGCAAGCUAGUGGUCAAGUGACCGUCGACACGGCAUCCAUUGCAAGCCGAGCCAGCUGGAGAAGUUAUAUUCCCGAUUGGAGGGUGUUGACACGAGUGCCACGUUUCUUCUGGCUCGUGGUGUGCACCCAGAUUCUCCAGGCCGGAGUAGUCGGUGGCUUCAACGGUCUCAACGCUGACAUUAUUCGCGUAACUCGAGGCUCUACCGAGCAGAUUGCUGGCUACACCUCUGCCGUCCAGCAAGUGAUACCUGUCGUCUGCGCACCCCUGGUCGGGGCCUACUUCGACUUCUUCGGACACAGGAUGCUUUUCGUCAGCUUAACUUCCGCUAUUUGGAUUCUUGUAUAUUGCCUCAUCGGAUUCAGCAAGGUCAAUGCUCUUGGUGCGAUGGUCAUUGCAUCAUUUGCAUCAGCCAUGAACGCCUUGCCGUUCAUCGCCUCUAUCCCCCUUAUGGUCCCCAACCAGACAGAGCUGGGCCUUGUCUUCGGCAUCUGGAAGGCUUUCAAUAACUGUGCAAGCGUAAUCGUUGAUAUGAUUUCUGGCAAGCUGCAAGACAUCACCCCAGGAGGCACAUAUGAGCGAGUGAUCGCCUUCUUUGUCGCCGUCAAGGGAUUGGAGUUCUGCCUUGGUCUAUUCUAUGGUCUGCUUGAUAGGAAAUAUCUUGCGGGCAUUCUAACUCUAAGUGAGAAGAAGCGUCUCGUGUUGGAGAGGGAGGGUAAGACUGAAUUGUAUAUUGGUCAGAAGCCCGGGAAGCCGUUCACUAUUGUGGGUCUUUCGAUGCUUCUUAGUUUGGUGAUCAUUGCUUGGGUGCUUUUCAUUAUGUUCUCCAUUUAA